AUGGAAGAUGAACAAGACAAUAAAUAUAUAGACACUGGAUUUCUGUUCGGUAACGGCUGGGUCAUGACGGGGGCUCACAACCUCCAAGACGGCCCUGAACAAAACAAAACCUCAUCACCACCACAACCAAACCGAGGCAAGUCUGUGUAUGCUGUCUAUUAUCAAGAAAGCAGUAGUAAAAUGGAAUUUAGAGAUAUAAAAGAGGGACAAGGACGACAGGGUACUAGUUCUGGUGCUGGUGCUAGCUCUGGUGCUGGUGCCGGUACUGGUGCCGGUGCUGGUGCUAAUGUUGGUGCUAAUGUUGGUGCUAGCGCUCAAGCUGGUGCAGGCCAUGGUGUUAGUGUUGAUAUUGCUACUGUUGUUGGUGUAGCAGUUGGUUUUGAUAUUGGUUUUGGAAUUGGAGCAGGUGACACUGACAGUGACGGUAACGUUGAUAUUCAUUUUGACGUUGACCUAGAUGCCGGCAUUGACGUGGACAUCAAUGAUAAAAGUGACAGUGUCGGUGAUGACAAUGGUGAUAGAAGCGGUGGAACUGAGGCCUUACAAUGGAAAAGAGUUUUCCAAGAUUUUGCUCAAGCAGUGGUCUCCAUCAUAGGAACGAUAAGUUCUUAUUAUUAG
Messenger RNA from Pocillopora verrucosa, 618 nucleotides. RefSeq lists its product as uncharacterized. Lineage: Eukaryota; Metazoa; Cnidaria; Anthozoa; Scleractinia; Pocilloporidae. The record is from RefSeq and is a predicted model, not a curated record.